AUGACCCUCUCCGGCAAGAUCGUCCUCGUUGCCGGCGGUGCCCGGGGUAUCGGCGCCGCCGUGGCCCUGCGCCUCGCCCAGGACGGUGCCCGCAUCGCCUUUACGUUUGACCACGCCACCUCCGUCUCCCGCGCCCACGCCGUCAUCGCCUCGGUUGAGGCCGCCGGCUCCUCGGCCACCGCCAUCCAGGCCGACCCCGUCAAGGACCACGACCGCGUUGUGCGGCACGUUCUCAAGGCCUUCCAGGUCUCCCAUAUUGAUAUCCUUAUCAAUGGGCCCGGCGCCGAGCUCGCCGCUCCGCUCGAGACGACGUCCCCCGAGGCCUUCGACCGCGUUUUCGAGUCCAACGCUCGCGCCGUCUUCUUCAUGAUGAAGGCUGUGCGCCCGUACCUCGCGCGCGAGGCCCGCGUCGUCAACCUGUCCGGCAGCGCCGCUAGGGACGACGAUGUCGGCAGCAUGGCGCUCGCGGGAAGCAGGGCUGCCGUCGAGGCCUUCACGCGCGUUGCGGCGCGGGAGUUUGGCGAGAUGGGCCGGGGCAUCACGGUCAACUGCGUCAGUCCGGGCAUGGUGAAGGACGGAGAGGAGGAGGGCGUCAGCGAGGACCUGGGGCUGGAAACGGCGCGAGGCACACCAGCUGGAGAGAGGCUCGGGAACGUCGAUGACAUAGCGGACGUCGUGGCUUUCCUGGUGAGCGAGGGUGCCAGGUGGGUGACGGGAGCCGUGAUUCCCGUGAACGGCGGGAGGAUGAUGUUCUGA
Messenger RNA from Verticillium alfalfae VaMs.102, 756 nucleotides. RefSeq names its product 3-oxoacyl-[acyl-carrier-protein] reductase. Lineage: Eukaryota; Fungi; Ascomycota; Sordariomycetes; Glomerellales; Plectosphaerellaceae. The record is from RefSeq and is a predicted model, not a curated record. The transcript has a single exon. The coding region runs from base 1 to 756 and encodes 251 amino acids.